GUACCUUCGAAUAAUUGGAGAGAGUGUCGUUGCAUGUACCCUGUGGAAUGUCCACUGCUUGCUUCGACAUCAUACUUGUGCAUCGCCUGGACUUCGAAUUCACGGAAAACGGGAUAUGGAAGGUGAUAGAUGGAGUUGCGCAUAUAUUCUCAAUAGGCUUUCGUCUCUAUUAAAAGCAGAUGUUAAAUUUGGCAACGCAGUGACACUUUUGAUGAAUGAAAAUUUAAAAUUUUCGGAUGUUCUUGACCAAACGGGGAUUUUUGCAGAGGAGUUAAGGAAGACUGCGGAUGGACAAGUUUUUUGCCUUCGAACAGGAGACCAUCUAGGAGUGGGAGCGGGCUCAUAUAACGGCAUCAUGUUUGAUUUGGUUGCCAAACACGUCAAGGUAAAAGUGACGAGAGUGAGUUUUGUUCCCGAUACGACGACUUUGGCUCGAGUGACGCUUUUUGUUCGUGACGGAACAUUUAUGGGAGUAGAGAGCGAAAGAACGGAAUGGCGACUUAUUAUGGAUCAAGAAAUGAAGCUGGUUGACAAGCGGGAGACUGAGUUAACUGAAUUUGAUCCCGUUAUUAUUCCUGCAGGUGAACGUGUGGCCUUAUUCCUACAUACGACAAGUGGGAGCGGUGUUCUUUUUUACUCCGAGACGGAUGGUGUGAGGGCAAAUAUGGCAGCUGUGGAAGAAGAAAAUGAUCACAUAGGUAUCACGGUUGGGAAGAAAUCGGAGAACGUGAUGCCUUUUGUUGGUAUUCAGAAUCAGAAACGGUUGCUGAAGGGUAGCAUUACCUACACAUUACCCUCGCAGGCUGGGGGAUAUAGGAGUAGGCUGAGGAUAGUUUCCCACGAUAAUUCAACUUGCUUGCAACAGCAACAACAAAAUUUGUUGGGUAUUCCUGUGAUUGUGGCUGAAACUCGACCCGGAUUGAUAUUCGAUAUGAAUGAAGACGAUUAUCUUGUCUUCAUGGGUGAACAUUGUGAAUGGUUUCAUAAGGAUCUCAUAAGAAAUGCCUGCUUUACGGAAUCAUCGAAUUUAGAAGAACUGGAUUUGAUCCUUCAGAAAAUUCUUUGCAAAAGACGCAAGCCUCCAUGGGGGAUAUCGCGUCAAUAUUUGUGCUAUCGCCAACUUGUUUUUCACAAAAGGAUCCAGUCGAAUACUGAGACUGACCCAUCGCGUCCGUCUGUUGUCUGGUGGAUUUCUGAUCCCAUUACGAGUUCCUGCAUUGUAUCAGUGUGGCAAGUUAUCGCAAUGGCAGAUACUUCAUUUUUGUUGUUGUUGACAUCACAGGAUUUGUCUUUAUCUCAAUCUUCUAAUCAGGAAACUCUCUUGAGUCAGGGACAGGCCUUCUUCUACAUUGAUGAAUGGGCACGAAGUGUGAUCUUAUCAGGCAACACUGGACCCAAAGUGGUGAAACAAUUACAGGACAGCCUGUCUGAAAAUCAUCUUUAUUUGGCGUUUUCUUCUAUGGAUCUAGAAGCCAUGAAUGCCCCUGUGGCAGCUUUUCUUAAUCGGUUCACUGAGGAUAUUACUGUCAGGUCCGCAAGCGAUACAACUGCCCUAGUUUCUAUUCGUCCAGGCGCAUGUCUUCAGGAAUAUAUAUUUUUGAACGGCAUGGUGUUGAAAUGUUCUGCCGAAGGUGGGAAAACAACAACGCUUUCAAGGGCAACUUCUCUUACUUCUCAGAGGGAUGUUCGUGUGACUCAAAUGCCAUGUUUGCACAUACCGAAUGAAACGUCUGGCAAUUUGGCGUCCACGCUGACAGGAACAGGGGUGGUGGAGCAGAGCCAUCCAUCCCAUUUUUUUUUGGAAAUGGAAUUGCGAGAACUUUGCAUUAGCCAGGAUGUCAUACUGCACACCCAAUCAGAAUUUCUAGAUGUAUCCUGUCGUUGCGUCCGACAAAUUGCACAUGGUGGCUCUUUCCUUUGCACGGUUACCAAGCCCGUUUUUUGCGGAGAAAAAGUUCACGAAAUAGAGCUUCUUAUUGUGAGCUCAAAUCGUCACUCGGUUCAACUAAGCUUUCAGGAUGUAACUACGAAUUGGUUUCUCCGAGUUCCUUUGCCUCUUUUUAAGCAUUAUGAAAAUUUUUAUUUUUCUUCUUCGGAGACUGUUCAGUGUAUUCAUUUGCGUCUUCGUGUUUUUCCGCAGGCAAAACGGGCUUUUGCGUCGGUGAAUGGCGGGAUGUUUUAUGAGGUCAUUCCUGGUUAUGAUUGUCCUUCAGAGUUUCGGUUGGCUAUUUCUCUAUCGGGUAUUGCUUCUUCAGUGCAGUUCUUGCAUUGGCGAGUAUUUGAUAGGCAUUCACCAGUCAUUACGCGGGAGAUGCUGGAAACAAUAUGGAGUCGUUUAAGAGUGGGAUGUAUCUCUCCAAAUGUUUCUCAAUCUGUAGGGGUUUUGACACGUCAUUCACGAACACCUGCGAAUUUGGUUUCUUCACGUAAGAAAGAUGUGGGUCUUGUGUCUCAGAUAGAGGCCGCCAUGGUAUCUUAUGCUCGGCAACUUCUUGGAACCGUCAUUUUGAGUUUAAAAUCUCCAUGCUUACACAAAGGACUACAUAUAUUGUUACCAUUUACUCCAUUGCGUAGUGAUUUGAAUGCUUUGGAAGUUCUUGUUGGGGCAGAAAUGAAAAGAUCAUCUUUUUCUUUGCUUGCGUUUGCCUAUGCAUGCCUUGCAACCCCAACAGUGGCUCAGAGCCUGGAAGGAGUGGAGACAAGUGUCAAUAUUAUUUUUCUCUCUUUAAGCAAUGAAAAGGUUUUACCGUUUCUUUCUACUGCAUUUGGUCCAACGUUAACAUUGUUGCUCCUUCGUACUGCCACUGUUUAUACUCGAUCGAUUAGGCACAUGGCUCUUCGUUGUGUUCUUCAAUUACUCAAAACGGACCAAUGUGCUUUGCCCUCUCAUGAGGCUUUAUGUGCAUCUUUUGAUCCUCUAUUGGGAAUGAUGAAUGGACUAUGUUGGAAAGGCAGAACCUCAUCUGUUGUUGUACAGCUCGGUAUUUCACUAAUCUGCGAGUUGAUACGACGUUAUCAAUUAGAACGUUCAGCAUUAACACCUCCUGGAAAGAAGUCCACUGUCCCCUAUGCAAUAGCUGCCUCCACAAAAAUUGUGCUUGCCGCUAUUACAAGUAAUCCUCCAGUUCCAUUACCUGAUGCCUUUACAGAGGAACCUAAAGAGGCACAUCGUAUAGAAUACGAAUUGCGCACAAGUACUUCAUCUAAUGAGGGGAUGAGAUCUUGUUACGGUGUGUUUUCUGAAAAAUUUCGCUCUACCUUUGGAUCAAAACGAUUUGAAGUGGUUUUAAACCCUUCAAGAAGGGGAAACGUGGUUGUUGGAUGGGAUAUGAAUGCGGCGUUACCCGGAUCUCUUGUUUUCAAGCCAUCCCAAGGAGAAGAAAUGUCCCGAAGAAUCCGGUUGCCAUCUUGCGGGUAUUUUAUUGAUUGUAGCGGCAAAGUGUAUGUCUGCCUCAGUCAUAAAAAGGAGUCUCAGCCACUGAAGGCCAGAGCGAAAGGGGGAGACACCGUCAUUGUGAAGUGUCUGUAUCAUGAACAGACCGUUAUUAUAACUCUUCAACGCGGUGUGCGUAACGAAAGUGUAACCCGGUUUGAAACGUACCCCAAUGAAAUGUUGGCUCUUCCGGUGUUUUUUGCGGAGAGAGAAGAGGAUGCCACUUUUAAUGGAGAACAUCUCUCGGACGCUUCCACAGGCAUGGACAUUGCUCAGCUUUACAAUACAUUACAAGAAUUUCCGGAUCGUCUUGACACGGCGGUUAUUCCUCAGGGAUACGAUUUUUAUGCAGAGUUGGCUCAUUUUUGUCAAACGGUUAUGAGUUCAGAAAAAAUCUGUGCUUUGUUGGAAAACGACGCAGGUACUACGGUCCGUUCACACGAUUUGGCAAGUUUUCCACUUUUGUCAUCUUUUCUUGGUGCCGGUGCGUUUACUAACGAGAUUCCAUUGGAUCCUUUGAUUCCGUAUAUGAGACGACUCCAGGUCUUUGACGUACUAACUUCAGUCUUUUCUGCUGUGGUGGACCUCCGGCGAAAAACGGAGUUAUUUGAGCUUUGGAAAAAACUCAAAUUUCUCUGUUCUGCAGAGUCUUCUGAAAAAAUUCAGAAUGAGACGAUGCGCCCCUUCCGAAAUCGUCCAGGACUUAAGGCGAAUGUGAUUAUCCAUACAAUGCAAGCACGCCCCUCGAUGCGUCUUGGGCCUUAUCCGACUCUUAUGCGUUCCGUCUUUGGACAGCUAUUUGUGCAGCUUCAGAAAAGCCCCAUUUCUACCUUUUAUGCAUCACCUAUGUUUACUGUGAAGCUUGCAGGAUUUGGUUCUACAGAUGCUGGUGGACCAUAUCGUGAUAUUCUCUCGCAAAUAGCCACGGAAAUUAUGACCACACACCCUAAUGGUACAUUUCAGUUAAAUCCUCUUUUUGCUCAGUGUGGUCGUGGGGGGCAAUCUGCGGUGAUGCCUAACGUGUCUAUGGCUUUGAAUUCUCAGUCGUCUUUUAUGUUUGAAUUCUUUGGGAAGUUAAUUGCAUCGUGUUUUUUGACAAAAGAUCUUCUAGCGGUGGAGUUUCCACCGUUAUUUUGGAAGUGUUUACUCUCUGAGGAAACUACAAGCCAAGAUCUUCUUGCGAUUGAUCCUGAUAUAAUGCGUCAACUGACACCAGAGGACCUCAUGGAUCGUACAGCAGAUGAACUUGAAGAGAGAUUUCCGGGCAUUUUGGAAAGUUGGUCGACUUUUGUGACGGAAAAUUCUCAAAUGAACCUGGGAGCUGAGAUUCCACCCUCAACGAUCCGGUCUGCCAAGAUACUUGGAGAACAUAUUUCUACACUUGAACUUCAUAAAUACGAUGUUGCAAUAAGCUACACCCAGCGGGGCUUUGACGAGGUGGUUCCAUUAUACACACUUAAUGCUUUUCGUUGGCAGCAGGUUGAAUUAAUAAUAUGUGGAGCUCCGAAACUAUCGUACGAUGCAUUACGUGAAGUUUGUCAAGUAAGUUUACCUGCAAAUGAUGCACGGAUGUUUUUGGACGUUAUUGCAUCCAUGACAGAUGAAGAUCGAAUGCUGCUUUUGCGAUUUACAACGGGCCAAACACGGCUACCACUGAAGGAAGCCAUUAAAGUUCAACGGAAUGGAACACAUGACUCUCUCCCAACCAGUAGCACUUGUUUUUUUACGCUUCGUUUGCCUUCUUAUUCUUCUUAUGAAUCUAUGCGUGAAAAGAUUCUUUAUGCCAUUCGACAGUGCAAAGCGAUUGACACGGAUGGGCAGGCAAGGGAACAUAUUGUUUUAGACCAUUGA
Messenger RNA from Trypanosoma cruzi, 5284 nucleotides. RefSeq lists its product as uncharacterized. The transcript has a single exon. The annotation marks the transcript as partial. Gene Ontology annotation, molecular function: ubiquitin-protein transferase activity. NCBI's taxonomy places the organism in Eukaryota, Euglenozoa, Kinetoplastea, Trypanosomatida, Trypanosomatidae. The record is from RefSeq and is a predicted model, not a curated record. Gene Ontology annotation, cellular component: cytoplasm.